GCAUGUUUUCUAAAUAUUUGUGAAUUAUUCAUGCCUUAUAUUUUGUAAUGGACCUCCAUAUGAUCUAUUAGCCAUAAUGGUUUCAGGAGGAUUCAGAAUAAGUCAAAUAUAACAUUUUAUUUGUCAGGUAAGAAUGACAAUUACAUGAAUAAACAAUGACAAUCCAAGUCAAAAAUGAUAAAUACAUAACUUCAGUUGCUCAAAGGUGAAUCUAAGUGUAACAAAGGAGGAGUCGUGACGACAAAGUGCAAGCUUUAUUUCAAAGAGCAAAGUCAAAACUAUAUAAUCCAAGGCACAGGCAAAAGAGAAAUUCACAAGACAGACAAUGAUCAGUGCAGGCAGCAAUCAAUCAAAACAAGGUAACAGUCCAAGGACCAAAACACAAAGGUAAGGAAACAUGGAAGAGCUGAAUAUUCAAUCACCAGUGAAGUGUGUGUGUGUGUGCUAUUCUCAUAGUCCUUCUAAUAUAAGGCAGCUGUGAACUGAUAAUGAGUGCUGAUGAGUCCGGGCAAAGCAGAAUAGGAAAUGGCAUCCUGAGUGAAUGGCAAGGUACAGAAUAAAGUGCCCUCUAGAGGAGCUCAUGGGCACUCCAGCUGGAGAUGGUGACACUAAAAGUGAGAGAUGCCUAACUGACAGCAGCAACACAGCAGCAUCCAAGUUUACUGGCUUGAGGACACGACUACUUGUCACUCACAAUCAAAGCAAUAACAAACCACAUCCAUUCAACCAUCCAAACAAUUCACAAUGAACAAAAAGUCCUGUAAUACAUUUAUUCUUGUUUGAGAAACAGUUAUAUUUUGUCAUGCUUCACAAUAGAGAAGGAAAGUCUGUCACAACUUCCACUUAGUACUGAGUAUCUGAUGUCACAUGAUUUCAUACAUUGACCACAAGUUUGCUUUCCUCUAGCUCUAAAGAAGACAAGUACUGCAUACUUCAACACAUCUACAUGGGAACACGUAACGUAAUUGUUUAAUAAUUGAUGAUUAAAGAGCAAAAAUGUCUGAUGCUAUUUAUGAUGAUGUCAUCAGAGCUGAGGACAUGAAGACAGCUAGAGUGGAGAUGACAGUGGAAAUCUAUGAGAGUGCAGAUUCUGUCAGGAAACAUGACUUCACGACAAAGACAAACAAACCCCCACAAACAAAAAAAGCCCCACCACAUCAGCAGACAGGAAGUGAUUCAGUGAAGAGCUGGAGCUCCAGAACAGCUGUAGUGUGUUUGGUUCUGCUGUGUGUUCUUCUACUGACUGUAGUCAUAGUGCUGCGUGUCCACAUCCAUACAAUCAACACAAACUACACAGAAGAGAGAGAUCAGCUACUAACCAAGAUUAAAAGCCUCACCGAAGACAAAGACCAGCUACUAACUAAUAUUACCAACCUCACAGAAGACAGAGAUGAGCUACAAACCAAGAUUAACGGCCUCAAAGAAAACAGAGACCAGCUACUAACUAACAUUACCAUUAUCAGAGAAGAAACAGAUAAGCUGAUAAUAAAGAACAUAAAUCUGUUGAAUGAGAGACAGCAGCUAAUAAAUCAACGUCAGCUUCUUUGUAAAGAGGAUGAAUGGAUUUAUUAUCAAUCCAGUUUUUACUACAUGUCCAAUGAGAGGAAGAGCUGGACUGAGAGCAGACAAGACUGUUUGAAGAGAAGAGCAGAUCUGAUCAUCAUAAACAACAGAGAGGAAUAUGAUUUUGUUGAGAACCAUACUGUUAAGAGAGAAUUCUGGAUUGGUGUGACUGACACUGAUGUGGAGGACAGCUGGAAAUGGGUUGAUGGCAGCACACUGACCUCUGGAGAGGUCAUGGGAACAAAGGUGUCUCAGCCUGUUUAUGGCAAUAUAAAUACUGAUGGAACACGGGAUAUGGACCGACGCAAAAAGAGAAACCAAACACCUCAACACACAGGAAGUAAUUGUGUGAAUAUCAGAAGCUCCAGAGCAGCUGUAGUGUGUUUGGUUCUGCUGUGUGUUCUUCUGCUGACUGCAGUCAUAGUGAUGUGUGUCCACAUCCAUACAAACAACACAAACUACACACAAGAGACAAAACAGCUGCUAACCAAGAUCGCCAACCUCACAGAGGCAAGAGAACAGCUACUAACCAUGAUUACUAACCUGGCAGAAGAGAAAGAACAGCUACUAAACAAGAACAUAAACUUGACAAAUGAAAAAUAUGGAUUACUAACCAAAAACAAAAACCUGGUUAAAGAAAGAGAACAGUCCAAUCAGGAGAAAAGUCAAUUGUUUAAAAGUCUUCGUGAAAUCGAUGGACAGAUCUAUCAGUCCAGUUUUUACUUUGUUUCCUCUGAGACGAAGAGCUGGGCUGAGAGCAGAAGAUACUGUAGAGAGAGAGGAGCAGAUCUGAUCAUCAUAAACAACAGAGAAGAACAAGAGUUCAUUCAAAAGAUUGCUGGUGGCGAUGGAGUCUGGAUUGGUCUGACUGACAGUGAUGUGGAGGACAGCUGGAAAUGGGUUGAUGGCAGCACAUUGACCUCUGGGUUCUGGGAUCCUCGAGAACCCAAUGGACAUAGAGGAGAGAACUGUGCUCUGACUUAUUCACCAGGAUGGGCUGAUUAUCCAUGUAGUGAACUUUUUCAAUGGAUCUGUGAAAAGAGCAUUUUAAAAUAAGUCAUCACAUGAACUGCAGGUUCAUGUAAUAAAAUACAUAUGGGUACAUUUUCCCCUUAAAACAGCUUUAUUUAAACUGCUACUGCUAAAACA
Molecule: messenger RNA, 2712 nt
Organism: Carassius carassius (crucian carp)
Lineage: Eukaryota; Metazoa; Chordata; Actinopteri; Cypriniformes; Cyprinidae
Product: C-type lectin domain family 10 member A-like
Exons: 9
Coding region: 997-2619 (540 amino acids)
Source: RefSeq, a predicted model, not a curated record